This is a messenger RNA of Aspergillus ochraceoroseus IBT 24754, 1081 nucleotides long. Its product is annotated as peptide-methionine (R)-S-oxide reductase. The coding region runs from base 119 to 736 and encodes 205 amino acids. Gene Ontology annotation, biological process: protein repair; response to oxidative stress. The record is from RefSeq and is a predicted model, not a curated record. The transcript has 2 exons. NCBI's taxonomy places the organism in Eukaryota, Fungi, Ascomycota, Eurotiomycetes, Eurotiales, Aspergillaceae. Gene Ontology annotation, molecular function: peptide-methionine (R)-S-oxide reductase activity.
UAACCCACCCCAAACAACCAUUUUCAUAUAUAAGUUUAAUAAACACAGAUUAAAAGCAUAACUAUUUAAAACAUAUUAUCAGCGAGGAAAGAAGAAAUCAACAAAGCAAAACCACCAGAUGCGCCUUCCCAGCACAGCCCUCCGCGCCUUCGGCUCACCCCUCAUUCGUAUCCCCCCCGCUUGCCUACCCACCCGACUCCCAGCUCCCGUACCAAGUGCAAAAACGGUACUCAAAGCUGCCCCUACUAUCCCGUUCCUAAGCUCCCUUUUCAGCUCCAGCGCCAACGCCGAACCCCCGACCGAAAAUAUGGCGCCGCCCACAGAUAACCGGAGCGAGGAAGAGUGGCGCGCAGUGCUCAGUCCUGAGCAAUUCCGCAUCCUCCGUCAAAAGGGUACAGAGAGACCCGGGACAGGCGAGUACGACUCCCACUACCCCAAGGAAGGGGUUUAUUGCUGCGCUGGGUGCAAUGCGCCCCUAUACAAGGCGACACAUAAAUUCAAGUCUGGGUGUGGAUGGCCUGCCUAUUUCGACUCAAUUCCCGGGGCUGUCCAGAGACACGUGGACAACUCGUUAGGGAUGGAGAGGACGGAAAUUACGUGCAAGAAUUGUGGAGGGCACUUGGGCCAUGUCUUCAAAGGAGAGGGGUUUCCCACCCCCACGGACGAGCGACAUUGCGUGAAUAGUAUCAGUUUGACAUUCAGGGAUGAGGUUGAGGGUGCGAAGGCGAAGGCAUAACGGGGUCUUUUGGAUAUCUAUCGCAUCGCUUCAAUAUAUAUGGCCGAAUGGGUAUCUUAUUCUUACGCCCCUACUGCUGAUGUCAGUGCCACAGAUCCCCGAGCGGGAGAAGUAGCGAAAGGAAAGAGAAUCCCGUAUGGCGUCGAGCUCAUAAAGCUUGCAAGGAGAAGAUCCCUCUUGUAACCGCCGCGAAGAUAGGAAGUACAAAUAAGGGAUCGUCCUUGAGUAUACGGGCAAGUUGAGUUUCCUGGCGCGACUAUCAACUUUGGGAAAGAAUUAGCCCACUAGCUCAGGAAAGCCCGAUUUAUCUGUAAAUGCGAUCACCACAUGCUGGUUUUAGACCUC